Messenger RNA from Westerdykella ornata, 1794 nucleotides. RefSeq names its product alpha/beta-hydrolase. Lineage: Eukaryota; Fungi; Ascomycota; Dothideomycetes; Pleosporales; Sporormiaceae. The record is from RefSeq and is a predicted model, not a curated record. The transcript is spliced from 5 exons. The coding region runs from base 1 to 1794 and encodes 597 amino acids.
AUGGGGCGUGUCGCGACUUUCCUGGUGGGCGCAUUCGCGCAGCUCACAGCGCUGCAAAGCGCAGUCGCCGAGCCGAUUGCUCCGACCCCAAGAGGAGCGCCUUCCGUCGACCUAGGCUACGCUGUCUACGAGGGAUCCUAUGAUGCAUCCUCUAAAGUCAACAGCUUCAAGGGAAUUCGAUAUGCGGCACCCCCACUUGGAAAUCUUAGAUGGGCUGCACCGCAAGCGCCAGCAACGAACAGAUCCGCUACCAUUCCCGCUACUGAAUAUCCGUCAGCUUGCCCUCAGACUGGCGCAUCGUCCAAGACCCCUCCCCAGUACGGCUUCGUCUCUGGACCUGGCAAUGAAGACUGUCUGUUUCUGAACGUCUUUGCCCCUGCGGGCGCCAAAAACCUCCCAGUCUUCUUUUGGAUUCAUGGAGGAGGCUAUGGGCUAUUCUCUUCGAAGGGUCUUGAUCCGACCGAAUUCAUGUCCACUAAUGGGAAUGCGUUUGUCUCCGUCGUCAUCCAAUAUCGCCUGGGCGCGUUUGGUUUCUUAUCCGGAGAGGAUAUCAAACAAGACGGCGCGCUCAAUGCAGGACUCCUUGAUAUGAAUUUCGCAUUGCAAUGGGUCCAGCAGUAUAUCCAGAAAUUCGGCGGGGACCCAACUCGCGUCACCAUCGCAGGCGAAUCAGCCGGCGGUGCUGCAGUCAUGUAUCAAGCCAUGGCAUACGGGGGCAAGCAAGACAAGACCUUGUUCAGCAAUAUCAUCACUGCAAGUCCAUGGGUCCCUUAUCAGUACAACUACGAUGACGAGGUGCCGACCAAAGCCUAUGAUGACUUUGCGGAGGCUGCAGGAUGUCAAGAUGCAGACGAUACACUGCAAUGUCUUCGCGCCGCCGAUACCGUGGUCCUGCAAAACGCCAGUGCCAAAGUGUCGGAAGCAGGUCCCUUUGGUACUUUCGCUUUUCUUCCGGUGACUGAUGGGACUUUCGUCCAGAAGCGACCAACCGAGCAGCUCUUUGCGAAAGCUGUGAAAGGCAAACGCCUUCUCUCUUCGAACCUGGCCCACGAGGGUGUUCCCCUGAGUCCACCAACCGCCAAGACUCUGCAAGCCUUCCGUGACUACAUCGACAUCACCUUUCCCAACUUCUCCGACGCAGACAAGGCUGCACUGGAGAAGCAAUACUCGUAUGCAGGUGACGACAAAGAUACCGAUCCCUCGGCCCCACUCUUCGACACUACAGGUGUAUCCGGCCCCACCGCCGUAAAUCAAUCCGUUCAUGCCACCGGUCAACAACAGCGCGUAUUCAACGUCUUCGCCGAGUACGCCUUUGAUUGCCCGAGCUACUGGCUCGCCUCGGCCUUCCCACAGGCUUGGAAGUACCAAUGGAGCGCUCCACCUUCUUACCACGGCUUCGACCUCAACGCACUCUGGUCCAAGGGCCAGAAGGCGCCUGGGCGGGAUUUCAUCCGUACUUUCCAGAAGAUCUGGGGUAGCUUCAUCACCACCAACAAUCCCAUUAUCUCCAUCUCGGACGCCAAAGGCUCCAAAAACAACGCAACCGUACCGGUUGGCCUGUUUGGCAAGAUCAACUGGCCUCAAUGGAACGACCGCAGCCCGACACUCCUUAGUCUGAACUUCACGGGUGGGGUGCCGCAAUUCCACGACCCCACGGAGAAUCUGAAGUACUACACAUAUACGGAUCCCGGUGUGACCAACCAGCACAAGAUUGCGGACGCGAGGAAGUGGGAAGGUGGUAGGGGGAAUAGAUGUGACUGGUGGAAGAGUCAAGCUUCUAAGGUGCCGUACUGA